AUGUCGGGUAUCGAUGCCGACGUGUUUUUCACUACGGUGAUGCCGGGGCUGUACGCGCAGUGCUUGAGUUCGUUGACCGAGCAUCGGAAACGGUUGGGCGGCGAUUGGGUGCUCGGCCGGGAUGGGGGGGAGCAGGGCAUUAAGAAUGUGCUCGACGUGGGGGGCAGGGGCGCUCGGGUACUUGCUUGGCAGAGUAUUGUCGAAGCGGAAGAGGAGAGAAGGAAGGAUGAGCCUCCGGAGAGAACCGGGAAGCCGCCAUCUGGCCCCGGUAGGAAGGCUCUGCGGGUGGUGAGGGAGAGGAGUGGAUUGCGGGCAGUGGUCGUCGAGGCUCUUGGACGAUACUCUGUUUAUUCCUCGAGUACCGGAUAUCUAUUUUGGAAACUUGCACUAUACGCUGGCCUAGUGGAGAAGAAUAAGACUUAGCCGAGAGAACCCUACGAUCUGGUCAUUGCUACAAAAAGAAUCCUCCCCAUAGGGAAGUCGUUUUUCCGCUGCCAAACCAUUGAACAACUCUGGUCUCACCUAAAUUCGAACGGCCGCGUCCUUUCAAUCAUCGAAAUAGGCAUGCCAAUGGGCUUCGAGGGUUUCGCCUACGCCCGCUCCACCAUCCUAGAGGACUGCAUCAAGGACGUUGGCGAGGCUUUUCAAUCCCCCCCACUUGCAAGAAUGCCGGUGGCUUCGCUAACCCCUCUAUCUGAAAGGAGCCCGGCGCUGUAGUCGCCCCCGCUUGCAAGAAUCAUGAACAAUGCCCCAUGUUCCCCUCUGGCCCCACAGAUGGCACCAACCGCAAAGACUACUGCUGCUUCUCGCAGCGCUAUGAGCACCCUAGCUAUCUGCAGAGACUUAUGGAUGAGUCAUCUAGAAAAAAAAACAGCCCCUAUGAAGAUCUCGAGUACUCAUAUGUCGCCUUCCGUCGUGGCAUCGACCACCGCACUGAUACGAAGAACAAGAUUAACCCAAAAAUAGACGACUUUGGCAUAACCCCCUUCGACAGCGAACCCGAUGCGCCAAUUCAGAACCC
Molecule: messenger RNA, 1021 nt
Organism: Tuber aestivum (summer truffle)
Lineage: Eukaryota; Fungi; Ascomycota; Pezizomycetes; Pezizales; Tuberaceae
Source: the annotation of a GenBank genome assembly